UUUUCAUAUUGUCCAAUAUUGCAAAGAAUUAAAAAUGUUUUCGAAAUUUGAUUCGGUAUUUGAUAACAAAUAAUUCGCUACUCAGUACUCGAUGACUGUCUUACUCUAUGAGACAGUCACACCUCACACAGCGCGGUCCAUCCGAAAACUGAUAAUAAUUUUGUAACCAUGUAAAAAACUAAAAACACUAAAAAGUAGAAUGUAAUAUUAUAUUGUCAUUUAUGUUUCUAAAUUUUGUUUCAUUAACUUAAUUACCAACCAAUUAUCCUUAAUAGCAUGAUAGGUGUUAAAAUCAAAUAAAUCUGUAACAUAAUAUAUACCCAUAAUUUAAAAAAAAUGGUACCUAUUAAAUAUUUGUGCAUAGGAUAUAAUAAGUUACAAUUAUUAAUUAAUAUAAUACCUGAUUAAUAAAAAUCGGUUAUAUUGAUUUUCUUCUUAUUGCUUCUUAUUCAAUAAUAAUCAGCUUACACCUUAUUACCUACGUGCCAAAAUAUUGGAUAACAAGGAGUGAAAAACUCUUAGUUGGCAAUGACUAUUAUGUAUACUGAUCUUAAAGUAUCACUAGUUAAAUUGGAAACAUUACAUAGAAAAAAAAUGAUUUAUUUAAAUUUAAAAUUAAUUUGUGCAUUUUUAUACCUAUAUAAAGGGUGUUUUGAAUAUUGGAUAAAUUGAUAGCACAUUUUCAGGAAAAAUGGCAUUAAAUGUUGACUCUAAUGUACUUAGUUCAUUUGAGAAUAUAUCAUCAAAAGUUCCAUUUUGUAACAUUGACUUUAACUUACCUAAAAGUCCAUGGGAUAUAGAUGAUGAUUUUGAAGGCUUUGAUACGGUAUUGUGUGAAUUAGUUAGAAACCAAUACUUGAAACGACUCCAUGAAACAUUGCUCAAUAAUUUAGAUGUUACUAGUAGCUACAAAAAAAAACCACUUAAUCAGAUUCAACAUUGUAUUAAUUUAUGUAUGGCUGAAUUGGAAAAGCAAGCUUUAAGACGAUGUAUGAUUGCUAGAAUUUAUCGCAAAGGCAUGACUAAUUUGAUUAAUGAAGUCAAGACUUGUACAAAAAAUUCAAUGAUAUAUGAUUUACUUAAACAAAUUAUUGAGUCAAACAAUCAAAUACCAACAUGUAAUGAAUAUUUCAAAGCUGAAAAUAUAACAAACAAAUCAAUGGGUAUCGAUGUAAGUGUUAAUACUGAAGAAAAAUUCAAUAAAACAACAUCAACACAGACUGAAAAAUGGACUGAUCCUGACAAUAAUUUAAAUAAUAAUUUUCCUGUUAAUAAAUUUAGUACAGAUCUGGUAAAUAAACCUAAUUUAUCUCAUAGUUCCUUUAAUGUAACAUCUGAGAUCUCUGAAUCAAAUAUCAUUAAUAACUUAAAAUCAUCCUGUUCUUCAAAUUCUCUUUCUGAUGCUCAUAUGGAAGUACAAUAUAUCUAUGAAUCUUCUGAGUUUGAAAAUUUACAAAGGGAAGAUGAACAAGAAAAUUCCACAAGAAAUGAAAUAUUAAGUACUAUAGCAUUAUUAAGAGAUCUUCAAGAUUCUCCUGAAUCUGAAUAUAAACAAGAGUAUUCAGAUUUUCCUGAACCUGAUUUAAAAUCAAAAUCUGAUUCAGAUUCUUCUAAAUCUGAUUCAAAAUCAGAAUCCGAUUCAAAUUCUUCUAAAUCUGAUUCAAACUCAGAAUCUGAUUCAGAUUCUUCUAAAUCUGAUUCAAAAUCAGAAUCCGAUUCAAAUUCUUCUAAAUCUGAUUCAAACUCAGAAUCUGAUUCAGAUUCUUCUAAAUCUGAUUCAAAAUCAGAAUCCGAUUCAAAUUCUUCUAAAUCUGAUUCAAACUCAGAAUCUGAUUCAGAUUCUUCUAAAUCUGAUUCAAAUUCUUCUAAAUCUGAAUAUGAACAAGAGUAUUCAAAAUUAGAAGAACAUUUAAUUGAAAAUAAUAAAUCCUCAAAGAAUUCAACCGAAUUAACUAAACCAAUUAAUAUAGAUCCUUGUAUUGUACGAUCUGACAAAAUAAGUGAAAUUCUUUCAAACAAACUUAAAAGUAAACGAGUAGCCAAAUCAUAUCAAUUACGAAAAAGUAUGAAUAAAUUGCCCCAAAGGCUACAAAUAAGACUGAAUCAGAAAUUUAAAGACUUGUUUGGAACUAGUCAUUCUUAUGAAUUUGAUCCGUUGUCUGAAGAAGAAGAACGUAUUAUAGUACAUAAAAGAAUUGCAAAAAUGGUUGUCGAAUUUAUGACACCUUAUUACACAGCACGUCGUAUUGACAACAAAAAUUUGUUCAAAAGACUUGCUAGAUUAAUAUCUAAGAAUCUUAUGGAUCGAACAUAUGAUCAAGAUGAAAGAACAGUAGCCUAUGAAGUUGGUAAAUAUUUUACUGGAAAUAGAUGCAUUAAGACAGCUAAAGAUUUCUGUAUCGAAUAUUGAAUACCUAUCGCUUCAAUACAUCAUAAUUAACCAAUUUAAUGCAACGGUUAUUUUAUUACACAAAUUACACAUUUAUAAUUUUUAAUAACUUGUGUGUUGUUUUUUUACUUAAUAUAUACAUUUAUGUUUUGUGUAAUUAAACUGUAAAUUAUUGAUUUUUUUGGAAAUCUACUUAGUUUCGUCUCUAAGUGGCUAUAACAAACUUUAAAUUAGGCCACAAUAAACCUCUGUUGUACAUUAGUCAAAUGUAACUAGAGUUAAAAAAAAUCUUAUGGAUAAUUCAUAAUAUUAGUAAUAUCAGUGUCAUUGUGCACAUUUGAAAGAUAUAGUAGAUAGGUACUUACUUAUUACUUUUACAGUUAUAAAAUGUUAUUACAAAACAUUACAAUCAUUACAUAUUUCCGUAGAUGAUAUUCAUUGUACAAGUAGAGGGUAAUUUUUUUAUCGAACAACAUUUAUUUCAA
Molecule: messenger RNA, 2874 nt
Organism: Aphis gossypii (cotton aphid)
Lineage: Eukaryota; Metazoa; Arthropoda; Insecta; Hemiptera; Aphididae
Product: probable cyclin-dependent serine/threonine-protein kinase DDB_G0292550
Exons: 4
Coding region: 692-2410 (572 amino acids)
Source: RefSeq, a predicted model, not a curated record